This is a messenger RNA of Stylonychia lemnae, 156 nucleotides long. Lineage: Eukaryota; Ciliophora; Spirotrichea; Sporadotrichida; Oxytrichidae. The record is from the annotation of a GenBank genome assembly.
AUGAAAUUGAGACCCAAUUAUUUUCAGUAAAAUGUUUCUGCAUAUUACAAUGAACUUUUACAAAAUAAAUAAGCAUCAAUAGUGCCCUAACUUAAGUAACUUGGUUGUAUCAAAGGCUAUAGCAGAAAAGCAAUUGAAAAUGUAUAGGAACUUUGA